AUGGCUCGAUUGUCGGGUCUCCAGAGAGAGGUCCUCUCCCUCUACCGAAAAUGUCUAAGAGAGAUUCAGAAGAAGCCGGCGGAGACCAGAGGUAACUUCAAAAUUUAUGCCAGGGCGGAAUUCCGCAAGCAUCUAUCCGUGAACAAGAAGGACUUCAAUGCGAUAGAAUAUUUGCUACGGAAGGGACACCGCCAGGUUGAGAUGUAUUCUUCUCCCGGAAUCCGGAACAUCCAGUAA
This is a messenger RNA of Aspergillus melleus, 237 nucleotides long. Its product is annotated as succinate dehydrogenase assembly factor 1. NCBI's taxonomy places the organism in Eukaryota, Fungi, Ascomycota, Eurotiomycetes, Eurotiales, Aspergillaceae. Gene Ontology annotation, biological process: mitochondrial respiratory chain complex II assembly. The record is from RefSeq and is a predicted model, not a curated record. The coding region runs from base 1 to 237 and encodes 78 amino acids. The transcript has 3 exons. Gene Ontology annotation, cellular component: mitochondrion.